AUGAAUCCCGUCAACACCGAGGCUUACCAGCUGCCCGAUGACGCCGUCUGGUUGAUCACCGGGUGUUCCUCGGGCAUCGGCCGAGAAAUCGCCAGUCUAGUUGCCAGCAAGCCGAACCAGCGCCUUAUUGCCACGGCGCGCAACCCGUCCAGUCUCUCGUAUCUUCCCGAAACCAGCAACGUUCUCAGACUCGCGUUGGAUGUCACAUCCCCGACAUCUGUGAACGAUGCAUUUGACGCGGCUGCUAAGCAUUUCGGAAAGGACUUUCGCCUCGACGUCGUUGUGAACAAUGCCGGCUAUUCCUUGUCUGGCGACACGGAAUCCGCAACGGAAGAGGAGAGUCAUCAGGAGAUCGAGACCUUAUUUUUUGGAACGGCGCGUGUGACCAUGCGCAGUGUCGCGGUCAUGCGUCAAGCCAAAAACCCCGAGACUGGCAGCUUCCGCGGCGGCUUGAUCUUCAACAUCUCCUCGUUGGCGGGUCUAUGCGCCUUCCCCGGCCAUGCCUACUACCACGCAGGCAAAUUUGCCGUCGAGGGUUGGACCGAGUCGGUGGCCAGAGAAAUGCACCCCGACUGGAAGAUCAACUUCUGCAUUGUGGAGCCCAGCGGCGUCAAAACCAACUUCGAAGGGCACAGCAAGGCGAACACGAAACCCCAUCCCGAAUACACCGACGACAUGCCUGCGCGGAAACUGGCCGUGUGGGUGAGCAAGGGUAUCCAGGCCGGCAUGGGUCUCGAACCGUCGGCCGUGGCGGAGACCUUGUUUCGGGUCGCCAGUCGGGGCGAGCGCGUGCCCCUACGCCUUCCCCUGGGCGCGACCUGCUGGAAAAUGGCCAAGUCCAAGUACGAGAGCUCCUUGGCAGAGCUUGAGGCAAUCAAGGGGAUUAGCGGGAUGGGCGAGGAGCUUUGA
Aspergillus melleus is the source of this 909-nucleotide messenger RNA. RefSeq lists its product as uncharacterized. The transcript has 3 exons. The record is from RefSeq and is a predicted model, not a curated record. The coding region runs from base 1 to 909 and encodes 302 amino acids. Lineage: Eukaryota; Fungi; Ascomycota; Eurotiomycetes; Eurotiales; Aspergillaceae.